CUGUUGAAACUGCAUUCAAUCGGCCUGUAAGGAAUGUUGAGGAAUCCAUGGGUGCGGUGGUGAGCAUUACACUAGAUUCAAAUUCAUGGAUCCAAGCACAUCGUUAUGUGCUAUUCAAUUGUGAAGAAAUAACCCCAUUUUGCGAUAUACACAUAGCGGAGAUCAAGGCUGGUUUGCCUUUUGAUGUGACUGAUGAUGUUAUUCAAAAGCAGCACAUAGAGGAAUUCUGCAGUUGGUUUAGGGAAUAUACUUUGACACUUGAAAUGGGAAGGCGAAAGACAAAGCUGCGCACUCGUUCCAAGAGUGUAACAUUGGAAAGAGCUUCUUCACAAGAUGUGGAUGAAGUGGGGGACCAAGAAACGCAUGAAGCUUCUACACAAGUUAUGAGUUUUUUACUCAAUAGUUUACCAUUUAUACACAAGAUAUGGGCAUAUGUGCAGCCACCUAUACGUGUCACUUACAGGCCAAGCAAGUACUUGGAUAUUUGGGAUCUUCCCGAUGAAGAAGAAAUUAAGUUGCUGCUAAAUAGUAUGCAUCAGCCGGUUGAUGAUGGGGCGAGGACUUUCACUGGUUUCUUGGGUACGAUUGCGCGGAAACCUCACAUGUGCCCGAUUAGAUUUCUUAAUUGGAAGGACGUAGCAGAAGAAUUUAAAGAAGAGUGUUGGCGUCUUGUAGAGCGAAAAUACAGUGUCCCUGUUGAUCCUAUUGCAUAUGUGGCUCUGAAGACAUUUACCUUACAAAAAAUUGGGAAGGCUUGGAGGGAUCAUAAGUCUAGGUUGAAGAAACAGCAUUAUAUACCUCAUUCAAGAAACAAAGCACGGGUAAAGGACAACAUACCCUCGGGAUGCAUAACACAAUAUUGGGAAAUACUUGUUGAGCAUUGGUAUACUGAUGAUGCAAUGGUAUGUUUAUUUUCUCUCUCUUUUCCAUCAUGGAUCAUAUCAAAAUGAGAAUGAUUAUUGAGAAAUUGAGAGAAUAAUAUUGGAUUGCUUUCAGAUAGGAUUUGUUAGUUUUGUGGACUUUUUGUGAAACUAGUAUAUAUGAGAAGUUGUGUUU
Messenger RNA from Quercus lobata, 1056 nucleotides. RefSeq lists its product as uncharacterized. The record is from RefSeq and is a predicted model, not a curated record. The coding region runs from base 48 to 950 and encodes 300 amino acids. The transcript is spliced from 5 exons. Lineage: Eukaryota; Viridiplantae; Streptophyta; Magnoliopsida; Fagales; Fagaceae.